AUGAAGGGCAGCGUAUGGAUUGAGCGAAACACACUAACGGCAGAUGCUUCUUGGUAUCCACACAGCUCGUCAACGCGUUCCUACAAACUCCGUGACGAACGAGGUUGUAAGACACAUUCAGUUCUAGCAUGGUGA
Ascochyta rabiei is the source of this 135-nucleotide messenger RNA. RefSeq lists its product as uncharacterized. The record is from RefSeq and is a predicted model, not a curated record. The transcript has a single exon. The coding region runs from base 1 to 135 and encodes 44 amino acids. NCBI's taxonomy places the organism in Eukaryota, Fungi, Ascomycota, Dothideomycetes, Pleosporales, Didymellaceae.